Necator americanus (New World hookworm) is the source of this 1215-nucleotide messenger RNA. RefSeq lists its product as uncharacterized. Gene Ontology annotation, cellular component: nucleus; cytoplasm. Gene Ontology annotation, biological process: proteasome-mediated ubiquitin-dependent protein catabolic process; regulation of proteolysis. The coding region runs from base 1 to 1215 and encodes 404 amino acids. Gene Ontology annotation, molecular function: ubiquitin protein ligase binding. Lineage: Eukaryota; Metazoa; Nematoda; Chromadorea; Rhabditida; Ancylostomatidae. The record is from RefSeq and is a predicted model, not a curated record. The transcript has 11 exons.
AUGUCUCAGUCGUCGAGUGUCGUUUCUGCUGACGAAUUUGAACAGCAUCAGGAAGAUCUUAUGCCAUCUACUUGUGGACCUAGCAAGGUGACUACAUGCGGGUGUGUGACACGUUUCGAUACUGCCGAUUUCCAUUACACGUGGGUGAUUGAAGAUUUCAGCGCUUUAAUGGAGUUGCACGCAAUUGGAGAAUACAUAACAAGCAAGUCUUUCGGUGACAAUAACCACGAAUUUGUGCUGAAAUUGUUUCCGGCAGGCAAGGAUGACGAUUGUGGUGGAUAUAUCUCACUUUAUCUUCAGAUCAUUAAUUGCCCAAAUCAGAAAGUGCAGCUGCGAAUUCGAUUCAGUGUGGACACACCAGAAGGUAUUAGAGAAUGCUCUCUGAACAAAAGUGUGUUAUCCAUAAAUCGUGGUGGUAUUAUCACUGCUAGCAAAUUUUUCCAUUCCGAUAUAGUAAAGAGUCGUUUCCUUCGCAGAGGACCACGGGAAGCAUUGAACGUAAAUGCUGAUAUCACCGUUUUUCUGGAGUCGAAAACUACCUCGACUCAAGACUUAAUCAACCGAGAUUGGGACGAUGAAGAAAUGGUUUUAUCGAGUUCGUACGAUCUUCCAGUCGAAUGUGCUGCAACUUCGCAAAUUUCUGACGUGCUGCCGGCAAUGCUCUCCAGUGGUCGUUUUGCUGAUUUUGUUGUUGUCGUCGAAGGUCGCGAAUUCAACCUGCAUCGUAGUGUACUGGCUGCCACAUCACAAUAUUUCAAUGCUAUGCUCAAGGCUCAAACAUUGGAAGCAUCUGAGGGCCGAGUGGAACUGAAAGAUGUUUCCGCUGACGUGUUCGAAACUAUUGUUCGAUACACUUAUGACGUGAAACGACCUCAAGCUGAUGAGAUCACCAUGGAUUUAAUCAAAGCAGUGGACAUGCUCAUGAUGGAUAGCCUAAAAACACACUGCUGCGCUGCAUUGCUGCGCGAUGUGAAUAUUUCGAACUUUGCGUUUCGAUUGCAAGUCUCGGAUUUUCUCAAUGAUGACCGAUUGUUCAGACGACUUGUAUCAUUUUUGGCAAGCAACCGCAAAAGCGUAGUUACGCAUCCGGACUGGAUAGAAUUAAAAAAUGUUCAUCCGAAAUUGACUACUCGCGUGCUAGAAGCUGCAUGGACAUACGCAGAAACCUUGCUCCCUUACAUCAGACCGCCAAAACGGCGUCGUUUUGGCCAUUAA